AUGGACUCCUGUGACCGUGAGUUCAUGUCUCACUCCUUUUUGUUCUGCGUCCAACUCAGCGGCGAUCACAACCUAGGCUCGCAACUUCCGGCCCUCCACUGGGAGGAGCAGGCCAAGUCCUCCACCCUGCAGUGGCAGGUGCUGAUGCUGCCCCGCCGCCGCCAGGUGGGCCAGGACCUACCCUGCGGCCUUCGCGGUGCCUCCAUCAAGGUCCACGUGGAGGACAAAGAGGAGGUCAAGCCUGUGGGGAGCAUCCGGCCGGAGCCCAGCAUCACCCCGACCUUCAGGCUCUCGGUGGUGUUCGGAGCGGUGCAAGACGAGGGCUGGCCGCCGCUCAAGCACAUGUUUGAGACGAAGAAGAAGAAGGAGGAGGAGGAGGUGCUGAAGCAGAGACCCGAGUACAGGCUGGUGAAGAGGAAGCUCGACUCCUCGGCCAGUCCUGUGGUGCACGAGUUCAGCUGA
Synchiropus splendidus (mandarinfish) is the source of this 462-nucleotide messenger RNA. RefSeq names its product DNA damage-inducible transcript 4-like protein. Gene Ontology annotation, cellular component: cytoplasm. NCBI's taxonomy places the organism in Eukaryota, Metazoa, Chordata, Actinopteri, Syngnathiformes, Callionymidae. The record is from RefSeq and is a predicted model, not a curated record. Gene Ontology annotation, biological process: negative regulation of signal transduction.